This is a messenger RNA of Marmota monax (woodchuck), 4019 nucleotides long. It is a transcript of the gene Slc22a11, whose product is annotated as solute carrier family 22 member 11. The record is from RefSeq and is a predicted model, not a curated record. The coding region runs from base 507 to 2450 and encodes 647 amino acids. The transcript has 10 exons. Gene Ontology annotation, biological process: transmembrane transport. NCBI's taxonomy places the organism in Eukaryota, Metazoa, Chordata, Mammalia, Rodentia, Sciuridae. Gene Ontology annotation, molecular function: transmembrane transporter activity. Gene Ontology annotation, cellular component: membrane.
CCCCUCUCCUCACACCGGAGCCUGGAGCCCACGCUGAGGUUAAACUUUAACCAACCCUGUGAGGCAGCAGUCUGGAGAGAUUCCCUCACAACUGUAAUUCAGUAACACCACAGCUGUGCGUCUUUUUAAAGAAAUUAUUAUUAUUAAUCCACUUGACUUUUCCCUCUUGGUGCCUGAGAACCCGGAGGGCGGCUCAGCCCUCCCGGAGCCCGACUUGUUGGGCGGCUGGAGCAGACGUUCCAGGUGGCUGGGGAACUGUGGACAUCUCUGCUGAUGUCCCCUCUGUGGAGUGUUGAGACAACCGAGAGGUCACUGCUGGAGACAGGAUAAGGAGGAAUUCCCUCAAAGCCAUUCCAGGACCUCUCCGGACUGGCUCAGCUAGUUACAGGACUACUGUCCCUCCCCGGCCUAGUCAGGGCGAGGGACCUGGAUCUUGCAUAUGCAACUGGUCCCAAGCAGCAGGUCAGGCCCUUACCUGCCCACUGACCACCAAGGUCGGCUCUGCCAUGGCAUUUGAACAGCUCCUGGAGGGGACCGGGGGCAUGGGCCUCUUCCAGGCCCUGCAGGUCUUGACCCUGCUGCUCCCGGCCAUCUGGAUGCCUUCCCAGCUGCUCAUGGAGAACUUCUCCGCUGCCGUCCCGGACCACCGCUGCUGGGCCCGUGCCCUGGACAAUGGCUCCGAGACCCCCACAAACCUCUCCCUUGAAGCCCUCCUGGCUGUCUCCAUCCCACGGGGCCCCAACCAGCAGCCACACCAGUGUCUCCGCUUCCGCCAGCCACAGUGGCAGCUCCUGGACCCCAACGCCACGGCCACCAACUGGAGCGAGGCCGCCACAGAGCCGUGUGUGGACGGCUGGGUCUAUGACCGCAGCAGCUUCACCUCCACCAUUGUGACCAAGUGGGACCUGGUGUGCAGCUCCCGGGGCCUGAAGCCCAUGGGCCAGUCCGUCUACAUGGCUGGGAUCCUGGUGGGCUUCUUCUUCUGGGGCCUCCUUUCCCACCGGUUCGGGCGGAAGCCGAUGCUGAGCUGGUGCUGUCUGCAGGUGGCCGUGGCCAGCACCGGCACCGUCUUCUCCCCGAAUUUCUUCAUCUACUGCAGCCUCAGGUUCCUGAGCGCUUUCGGGCUAGCGGGCAUCAUCCUGACGUUGUCAACGCUGAUGGUGGAGUGGACCACGACCCACAAGAGGGCUGUUUCCAUGACGAUACUGGGAUGCACCUUCAGCACGGGCCAGAUGGCCCUGGCCGGCCUGGCCUUCGCCCUGCGGGACUGGAGGGACCUCCAGCUGGCCGUGUCCGUGCCCUUCUUUGCCAUCUCCCUGAUAUCCUGGUGGCUGCCAGAGUCUGCCCGGUGGCUGAUUAUCAGGGGCAAACCAGAACAGGCGCUUCAGGAACUCAAGAAGGUGGCCAGGAUAAACGGCCACAAGGAGGCCAAAAAGACACUGACCAUAGAGGUGCUGAUGUCCAGCAUGGAAGAAGAGAUGGCCUCUGCAGAGGACCAUGGGUCAGUGCUGGACCUCUUCCGUGUGCCAAUGCUCCGCUGGAGGACCUGUGCCAUGCUGAUGGUGAACUUCUCCCUGCUGUUCUCCUACUACGGGCUGGUCCUGGACCUGCAGAGCCUGGGCAGGGACAUCUUCCUCCUGCAGGCCCUCUUCGGAGCCGUGGACUUCCUGGGCCGGGCCACCACCAUCCUCUCGCUCAGGUUCUUUGGCCGCCGCAUAACGCUGGCGGGGUCCCAGGCCCUGGCCGGCGUCUCCAUCCUGGCCAACAUGCUGGUGCCACAAGCAGCUCUCGGGGUGCCCCUCGUGCAGACCCACUGCCCCCUUCCUCUGCGCAGACCUGCAGACCCUGCGCGUGGCCUUCGCUGUGCUGGGGAAAGGAUGCUUUGGGAUGAGCCUGACCUGCCUCACCGUCUACAGGACGGAGCUCUUCCCAACCCCGCUGCGGAUGACCGCGGAUGGCUUCCUGCAGUCGGUAGGCCGCCUGGGAGCUAUGGUGGGCCCGCUGGUCAGGAUGGCCCACCAGGCGCUGCCCCUGCUGCCCCCGAUCUCCUACGGCGCCAUCCCCAUCGUGUCCAGCCUGCUUCUGUUCUCCCUCCCGGAGACCCAGGGACUGUCCCUCCCCGACACCAUCCAGGACCUGGAGAGUCAGGCAUCAGCUGUGGCCAGGGGCGACCAGCAAGAAGUGGUCACUCUAGAAAGCACCUGGCUCUAGAAAUCUGCCGUGUGGAGCCCUUUGGUAAAAAAACUUUGGGGGACAGAGUUGCCUCUUCUCCCAUCCGAGGGUGGAAGCCAGGUGGUCUCGCCCAGCCUGGCUGCCUCGGUCAGCUCCAUGAACGCCGCGGGUCCUCUCCCUUCCCUGCCACGCCCACACUUCACACACCUCCUCAGCCACCCCGACUGGAGACGGGCUUCCACCCUCACCCCCACCACUUACAGAGCCCUCAUCUGUGAAGGGGAAAUGAUUUUGGGGCCUCCCUCCCAGCAUGGGCCGGAGCUGGCUAAAUGAGCCUGCUAGAGGAGGUGCCAGGGACAGGUGCGCAGGUCGCGUCCUGCACCAGCACCCAGCCAAGAGGCAGGUGGGGUCUGAAAUCCAGCCCAGCCACCCUGGACCAGCCGCCUGCCACACAGGGGCUGUGCCACUCUGAAUAAGGAACUGUUUACCCAUCCAUCGGGGAUCACAGGGGUGGCCAAACACGGGUCAGUUGGAUUGACAGCACUUUAUUAGUCACGCACCUUCACAGUCCAGGGAAGACGACUCCAUACGGCACACAGAGGUCCUGCACCAAGGACAGCCGGGACUGUGGGAGGCCGGCAUUGUUGUGCGGAGAGGGUGGGCUGCUCCUGGUUCCUAUAAGUGGGUGUGAUUGGCCUGUUUGCUGGUGGGCAGGGAACGGAACCCCCACUGGGGUAGAGGUGACAGGAACAGUACUCGGUCCCCGCAUAAGGAGGGACCUCUCUCACAUGCGACGCACACAGACCAAUCAGUCUUACCUCCUCGCACUCCAAAUCCAUCUACUUCUCCUUCUCUGUGGCGACCACCUUGAUCCAUGCCUCCAUCGCCUCUGGUCCCGACUGGUCCCUGACAUCCGCACCGUCCUCAUACGUAGCCUCAAUGCUUAUUUAGAAACACAGUUCAAACCCCCUCUCUGCUUAAAACCCUCCAGUGACUCAGAAUGCAGGUCACUUGUCCCCCCCACACACAACAGGUCUCUCCUUGGGCAGCCCCUGAAGGUCCCCAACAUGAUCUCACACACAGUAUAAUUUAAAGACUUUAAAUCAGAUGAAAGAUGUUUUGGGACCAGAAAGUCUCUUCAAACUAUGUAACACAAUUCUAAAUAAUCCAUGAGUCAAAGAAGAAAGCACAAGUUUUAAGAAACUAGAAAAAGAAAAAAAAAAGUUGAUUCAACCUAAAUUAAGCAGAAUAAACAAAAUAACAAAUAGGAGAAAUCAGAGAAAUAGAAAAAUAAUAAAGUCAAUGAAACCUAAAGUUGGCUCUUUGAGAAAAUCAAUAAAAUGUUUAAACUUCUAGCUAUGCUCAUCAGGAAAGAGAUAGAAAAGAUGUCUACUACCAACAAAAGGGAAAGCAAAUCCUACAGACUUUACAAUGAUAAUCACAGACUAUUAUUACCCUAUAUACAUGUGUAAUUGCACCACUGGUGGGACUCUGCACCGAGUUCAGCCAGAGGAAGAAGUUGAGCUCCAUUUGUAUACAAUGUGUCAAAAUGCAUUCUACUGUGAUGAACAACUAAUUACAAUGAAUUUAUUUUAUUUUAUUUUUAUUUUUUAUUUUUUGGUAUUGGGGAUUGAACUCAGGGCCUUUUGCAUGCAAGUUGAUUUAAAAAAACAAAGAGAGACUAUUAUGGGAAAUAUUCUACCAAUAGAUUCAACCACUUAAGUGAAACUCACAGAUUUCUUGAAAGACUCACCCCCAAACUCACUCCAGAGGAAUAUGUAACCUUGUUACCCCUGAAUCUAUUAAAGAAAUUACAUUUAUGAUUAAAACCUUCUCAUGGAAAAAAA